This is a messenger RNA of Lates calcarifer (barramundi perch), 918 nucleotides long. RefSeq names its product odorant receptor 131-2-like. The transcript has a single exon. Gene Ontology annotation, biological process: G protein-coupled receptor signaling pathway. Gene Ontology annotation, molecular function: G protein-coupled receptor activity. Bases 1 to 918 code for a protein of 305 amino acids. Lineage: Eukaryota; Metazoa; Chordata; Actinopteri; Centropomidae. Gene Ontology annotation, cellular component: membrane. The record is from RefSeq and is a predicted model, not a curated record.
AUGGCUGCCAACAACUCAUUGGCUGGUGAUUUCUUGCCACGAAAGGUCAAGCUCAUUAUUACGCAGAUCCUGGUGAUGAUUUUUCUCUGCAUCAACUUGUUGCUCAUCAUGACUUUUUUUAAAAAGGAGUGCUUUCACACAAGUGCUCGCUACAUCUUAUUUGCUCUUACAUUACUGUCAGAUAGCUUCUUGUUAUUCAUGUCUGAUAUCCUGGUCAUCUGGGCCAUUUUUCAUUUAACUAUUCAAGUUUGGUUAUGUGUCAUUAUCUGUGCUGUGCUACUUCUUUAUGUUACAGUCACACCAGUUACUCUGACAGUAAUGACCCUGGAGUGCUAUGUGGCCAUUUGUAUGCCCCUGCGUCAUGGAGAGCUCUGCUCCACACGCAGCACUAUGCAUUGUAUCCUCAUUAUUCAUGGCCUCAGCUCUGUGCCCUGCAUUGUUAUUCUCUCCGCCUUCUUUGUAUCAGCAUCUCUUAGCUUCUACAAAAAAUAUCAGAUAUGUUCAGUUGAGAUUUUUAUAUUUCACACAUGGCAGGAUCAUCUUAGAUCAGCUUUAUAUCAGUUCCAGUUUUUGAUUAUGUGCAUCAUCAUUGUUUUCUGUUAUGUGAAAAUAAUGAAAGUGGCCAAAGCUGCAUCAGGAGAGAAUAAAAAGUCAACAAAGAAAGGGCUCAGAACAGUGCUUCUUCAUGGUUUUCAGCUGCUACUUUGUCUUAUCCAGCUGUGGUGCCCAUUCAUAGAAGCUGCUGUAUUUAAGAUUAGUUUUAGUUUAUUCGAAGAUGUCCGGUACUUUAACUACAUAAUGUUUUAUCUUGCUCCAAGAUGUCUGAGUCCUCUCAUUUAUGGACUCAGAGAUGAAGUCUUUUUUCAUGCACUGAAACAUUAUGCCUCUUUUGGUUUGCAUAAAAGAGAUAUUAUUUGA